UCGGCUGACUUUUGGCUCUGCCACUUACAUUAUUUCAUAAGACACAGAGAAAAUAAAAUGUACCAAUUGUUUUCAGUAACCCCACAUGACCUCAUACCCGAGUUGGUGUUGGGGGGUCGUACUACGUACAAUACUCCUUUUAUAGAAAAUAAAUAUAUUAGUAUCUUUUAUUUAAGGAAAUUCAAUUGCCGUUUUCAAAUUUAUCGUGCUAAAAACGACUUUUCAAUAUAAAAGAAAAAAAAAAAUCCAACGGACUCAUCUUUCAGCACGACAACAAAUAAUAUCUUAUAAGCCAUUUUUUUCAAUAUUAAUGUAGUAUUUAAUAUUUUUAUAAAAUUAUUUUUUCAUUUAUUUUAAAAUAAAAAAAAAAAGUAAAAUAGUUGGUAAAUCGGCUAAUAGCAACAUACAUACAUGAUGCCAACGUAAAGACGAAGCAUUUAAAUAGUCUCUUAAAUACCAAAAGAAUAAACAUAAUAAGGAUAAUCAUCACGCCAAAGUUCCUUCUCAUAUCACAACCAACAAAAGCCACUGCUCCUUUCCUCAUCUCUCCUAAACCCUUCCCUCCUCCUCCCCCAACACAAAAAUUUCUUCUUAAUUCUACUGGUUUUCUACAUGGAUAUUAUCCAAAACACAGAUUUAUUCAAAAACAAGACCAAAAGGACAGCACUAACCUAAAAGAAACAGCCAUGUUUAUCACUAGAUGGUUCUCGGAUCUCGAUUGGAGAUUUCUCUUAUUAAUCGCUCCUCCUCUCUCUUUUUUAAUUUUUAUAUCUGUUUCCUCUACGCCCAUCAGUCCUUUCUCCUCUUUCCCUCCUCUCGCUUCCUUUUUCUUCAACAGAACCACCGCAGCCUCACUGCCCCUGAAUCGGACCGAACUGCUUCCAAUUAGGUCGUGGAAAGAUGAGUUGGACCGGUCCAGAAUAGCGGUUUGUUUGGUAGGUGGAGCCAGGAGAUUCGAGCUAACAGGUCCGUCGAUUGUGGAUAAUAUUCUCAAUGUCUAUCCAAACUCAGACCUGUUCUUGCACAGUCCGUUAGACCAAAAUUCAUUCAAGUUCUCAUUAUUGAAGAUCGCUUCAAGACUUGCUUCUGUUCGAAUCUUUCAGCCCAAACCCAUGCCCGAAACAGAGUCCCAGGUCCGAGUUCUGACCGCCGCUAAUUCACCAAAUGGCAUCCAGGGGCUAUUGCAGUACUUUAAUCUAGUAGAAGGAUGUCUGACAAUGAUAGAGGAGUACCAAACGCAAAACAACUUCACAUACGACUGGAUAGUCCGUACCCGUGUUGACGGAUACUGGAAUGCCCCACUUGACCCUGAUAACUUCAUUCCGGGUCAGUAUUUGGUCCCACCGGGCUCCACUUACGGCGGGCUAAACGACCGUCUUGGUAUCGGCGAUUUCAAUGUCUCAAUAAUAGCACUCUCACGUCUUUCUCUCAUCCCAAAACUCGACUCGGCCGGGUUUCGGCUGCUAAAUUCUGAAACAUCAUUCAAAGCCCAACUCACUACUCACGGUGUACCUUUUGUAACUAAACGUCUCCCGUUUUGCAUUGUCUCGGACCGUAAGUACGGGUUCCCGCCAAACCGGUUUGGUGUGCCGGUUGCGGCACUGGCUAGUCCUGGUCCGCUAAGUGGAGCGAAGUGUAGACCGUGCACGCCAGUGUGCAAAGGAAGCUGCGUCGGAGUUAUAAUGCAAUGGCUUGAUAAAGGGUGGAGUUGGACUAACUGGGAGAAUGGGACACUUCAACUGUGUGAUGCUCACGAAGAUUGGGAAAAUGGGUGGGAGAUACUUUUUGAUAAAGUUGCUGGGAAGCAACGCGCCGCCGCGAGGAAGCGUGUUUGGGGUUUGAAGUUGAAGCAAUGUGUGGAUGAUUUUAGUGACAUGAAGAGGCGGGCUGGGAAGUGGGACAGUCCUCCGGUGGAAGACAUGUGUAGGCUCGGCGUUGGGGAGAAGAAUUAAUAUAAUAAUAUAAAGUUUUUGUUUAGCUAGUUUUAGGUUGUUAGGGAGGUGAUUGUAAAAAGAUGAAAAGAUGAAGGAGUACUUUUAGAUUUUCUUUUUUAGAUCGGACUGAAUAGUAUUCUUGUAGAUUUUUAUGUUUUAAAUUUGUUACAGAAAAUUUUUGAA
This is a messenger RNA of Ricinus communis (castor bean), 2117 nucleotides long. RefSeq lists its product as uncharacterized. The record is from RefSeq and is a predicted model, not a curated record. NCBI's taxonomy places the organism in Eukaryota, Viridiplantae, Streptophyta, Magnoliopsida, Malpighiales, Euphorbiaceae. The coding region runs from base 687 to 1952 and encodes 421 amino acids. The transcript has 2 exons.